UUGGUGGUCGGAUCGGGUCUGGUCGGUCGGUCGGUCGGUCGGUCGGUCGUUGCUUCGUAUCCCUGUUUACGUGGACGGUUCUGGUGCGUACGCCUCCGUCGUGUCGCGAGUAUAGUCGCGAGUAGCAACGUAUCCCGACCAGUGGACCGGAUUCCGAGAAAUGACCCGGUGAGGGAGCGGGAGAUGAAGACGCCUCGUGGCUAGUGUGGUGCGGUCGAGGAAGGAAGAGAAAGGGAGAGGAGGAGACAGAGACGGAGGAGAAAGAGAAAGAGAGAGAGGGGGAGAGAGAAAGAGAGAUAGAGAGAGGAGAGAGAAAGGGUGCAGGUGGUGGUGGUGGAGUGGUGGUGGACGGAGUUGGUCGGUGGCGAGCGAGCGAACCCCGAAUAAGUUGAGCGGUCCAGUGCCGUGUGAAAUGGACUAGAGAGUGGAUUGGUGGUCGGUUGUCGUCGAUCCGUGGUUGGAUUGGUGGCCAAGGGAGGAGGAGAUGUUGUGCGUUUCGGGAUCGGGAUCGUGUCGCGCGUCGAGACGGCUGGCGUCGCGUUGAUCGGACAGAGCCGGUUGUUUUGUUCGUUCUCUCCGUUCCCGUAUGCCUCUGCGUGCGUGUGCGUGGGUGCGUGCGUGUAUGCGUGCGUGCGCGCCGACCAAAGACAUCCUCGCGUGUGGAGCUUCGAAAUAAACCGAAAACGAAAAUCGCGAGCGAACCGCCUCCACGGAAGCAACCCCGUCGUCGCACGAGCCGCUACACUACGAAUAAUAAAAUCAAGGAAUUGAUACGAAUAAUAGUAACGAUACGAAGUAGUACAACGAAGAGAUAGCGCAAGAACUGCCAAAUCGUGUUAUACGAUAUACCACGACGUGCUCGUAGUAUAAAACUCUGGAAACUUACCUUCCCCUCCCCCCGAGUACCGAUUAGCCAUCACCGGAAGCUCGUGGCGCGUGAGAGGGGUGGCAAUAGGCGAACGUAAUCGCAGCCGAUGCUUCCCUCGAACGCGUUGGCCCUCGUCGUCGUCGUCGUCGUCGUCGUCGACCCAACCCCCUCGUCGUCGAUCGGACGAACGGCGAAGACGACGACCCGGGCGAGAGCGAGGAGCAAGAACAACGAGUUCCGGUUGACGCGGAAUCUCGUUGCGGGCCACUCACGUCCCCGAGGAUGGAACUGAGAGCCUUGGAUCCGAUCGGCACCGCGUUGGCACCGAUAUCUCGCGAGUUUACCAGUUUGCGAGCGACGAAGCGUUCGAGGGUGGUGAAGGAGGGUGGUGGCUCGAGCGAGGAGGCAUUUUCCAGGAGGGGGAAGUCGAAGGGGGGAGAGAGUCGGAGGGAGAGAGAGGAGGGUAGGAGAGGGUAUCUAGCGCGAGAGAGAAGAGAGAGAGAAGAAGAGGGACGUCCCCACAGAUGCGGGGCCCGGAGGGGCCAGUCCGCGGCGGCGUGACGCGAUGCGGACGUCCUCCUCCUCGUCCGCGAGGAAGAGGAAGAGGAAACAGGUCUUCUUCUCGGCCAUCCUCGACCCUGUCCAAACUCUGCCUCCCUCGUCGGACGAUAGCUUGGACCGUGCUCGCGACCUCGACCCUGUGUUCCGCCUGUGUUCCCCUCACCCCGGUGAAAGGUGGUGGUGGUGGUGGUGGUACUCUCGACUCUCGAGGGGCAAGGAAUUUGGCGGGAGCGACGAGGGGACGGUGUCGCGGGAUCCCUGCGACGACGAAGGCGAGGACGGUGGCGGGAACUGGAGGAAGAAUGGGGGACGCGAUUGGAGGGAAGGAGCGGCGGUGCAGGCGCGUUGCGAGAGCAGGGGAGACGGGUCGAAAAAGUGUUUGGCGACGAUGGUGGUGUUGCUCGGUCUGUUGUGCGGACAGUGGUGCGGCGGUGGGGCGGAGGCCCUCGCCGGUAGCCAGAAGUACAGCACGAGAACGGUGAGGACCAGAUACGGGACGUUGCGCGGCGUCGAGGACAGAUCGUCCACCUCCGUGGAAACUUAUUACGGCGUCCCGUACGCCACACCCCCGAUCGGGGCGUUGCGAUACAUGCCACCGGUCACGCCGACCCCGUGGCGGGGCACCAAGCUGGCGGACACCGUGCCGCCCGCGUGCCCCCAGAAGCCGCCUGAACCGGACUCGAGUCUGCCGCGCUCCAAACGCGCCUACCUCGAGAGGCUAGCGCCCAUGCUUGCCAACCAGAGCGAAGACUGCCUAUACUUGAACCUCUACGUGCCCAAAACUCCUCACGGUAGUACCCCAGACUUAUUGCCAACCCUUCUUCUAAUACACGGUGAUUCCUAUUCGUGGGGCGCUGGAAAUUCCUUCGACGGCACUGCGUUGGCUGCUUACGGUCGUCUUAUCGUCGUUUCUAUUAAUUUUCGUCUCGGCGUACUCGGCUUUCUUAAAACAGGCCCGAAGGGAAGCGCGCAAGGAAAUUACGGGUUGAUGGAUCUAGUGGCAGGGCUUCACUGGUUACACGAGAAUCUUGGCGCUUUUGGCGGUGACCCCGACCGGCUGACGCUCUUUGGCUACGGCACAGGAGCGGCGCUUGCCAAUUUUUUAGCCGUCUCGCCCAUGGUGAAAGAGUUGGUCGAGAGAGUGGUAUUACUGGGCGGUUCCGCCCUGUCACCCUGGGCCAUACAGCGUGAUCCGUUAACGGUGAAACAUCGCGUCGCCCAACAGACGGGAUGCCCUGGUAACGUCGAGGCUGACGAUAUCGCGCCGUGCCUUCGUUUGCGAACAUUGGAGGAGCUUCUCGCCGUGCAUUUGGACCCGCCGAGAUUCACCUCUGGAUUUGCUCCUUUCGUCGAUGGGGCGGUCAUGCCUCCGCCGAUCAAUCAGAAUUUCCAGCCAACCGCCUCCUCGUCGGGUCUGAUGCCCCUCGUUCCCGGCCCGGGAACCGAGUUCGCUAAUUUCGGCGAUCGAGACCUGAUGCUCGGAUUGACGUCAGAGGAGGCAUGGGUCAACCUCACCGACGAGGAUCUACAGAACGGUCUGAACGAGACGAGGAGGGAUCGGAUCUUGCGCACGUACGUGCGGAACACGUAUCGCUACCACCUUCACGAGAUCUACUCGACCCUCCGUAACGAGUACACGGACUGGGAGAGGGGCGAGCAGAGCCCGUUGGCGAUCUGCGACGGACUUUUGUCGUUGCUCGGCGACGGCCAGGUCGCGGCACCCCUUCUGAGGUUGGCGCUGCUGCACUCGGCCUCGGGUGGACGCGGCUACUUCCUCCACUUCCAGCUGGGCGAGAGGCCGAGCCAGAGGGGCGAGGAGGUGCCCUACCUCCUCGGCAUACCUCUACUCCGGGGAGAGAUCGCGUCCAUUUUGAUCGGCCAGGCCAACUACACCUCGGCCGACGAGAACCUGUCCAAACUGUUGGUCCACUACUUGGCCAACUUCGUGAAACGCGGAGAUCCGAACGGAGCGAGCCCCCUCACGUCGGGAUCGGACGGGCUCCCUACCAGCCCUCCGUUCUGGGAUUCGUACGACUCGAUAAAUCAGCUCUACCUGGAGGCCGGUCGCAGCACGGAGAUGCGGUCGCAUUACAGGGGCCACAAGAUGUCCCUGUGGUUGAACCUGUUGCCGCAGCUCCAUCGACCGGGCUACGAGAUCAGCAUGCGUCACCAUCACCUCGCCGAAACCGCGACCCUCUACGAAGGCGUGGUGCGCCCCCAGACCUUGGCGCAACCGUUGCCGCCGCCUCCGCUUCCGGUUCCCUCGCCCACCGAGCCAUCCUCCAUCUCGAGCGUCGUGUCGACCACCGAGUGCACCCCUAACGCGACGGCCGCCACCACCGUGCCCACCACCACCGCCGCCGCCGCCGCCCACGCCCCCAACACCCAUCCGAACCUGGGCCCGGGGCCCAACAACAUCCUCAAGAAGCUGGCCUCCAAUCAUUACCAGAAUUACACCACCGCCCUCUCCGUCACCAUCGGGGUCGGGGUGUUCCUCCUCGUGCUCAACAUCAUGAUAUUCGCAGGGAUCUACUAUCAGAAGGACAGGAACUCGUCGAGGUCGUCGGCCGGCCUCGCCUCGACUUUCGCCAACAAGAAGAAGGAGGAGUUGUUGGAGGCCGGUUGCUCGGGCAUCGAGGCCCCCUCUGCCAAGCAGAGGUUGUCCACCUUGAACCUGAUGGACUCUCCCUCCUCGAGCCCGCCCCCGCACAAGGCCAAAUUAGCUCAGGAGUUGGAGUUGCAGUUGCAGGAGUUCCAGUGCUCGCCGCCUCCCGGCGGGGGCAAGAGGGGGGUGUUGGAGCCACCCCUGUACACGAGGAGCCCCUGCGUGCAGAGGACGAGGACCCCGUCGCCUUGCGUGGACGCGACCACGGCCAGGAUGGACGACGACGACGACGACGACGACGAGGACGAGGACGAGGACGAGGAGGAGGACGAGGACGAGGACGAGAACGGGAACGGGGAUAACAGCAGCGACGAUAACGACGACGAGAAUCUUCCUGAACCCCCGCCGCCCCCCAAGGUGCCGGCCCCUAACGUGAAUCUCUCCUGUCCAGGUAUACUCAGGCAACCUGGCACACCUGGCAGCGCCAAGAAACGCGUUCAGAUACAGGAGAUUUCCGUCUGAGGAUGAGAAUUUCUUUCCUUUUUCUUUUCUUUCCCUCUCCUCCUCCUUUCGAUCGUUCGAUCGUCGAAACGAACGAUCCCAUCCCACCCCUCCCCCGCUCGAUCGUCGCUACUGCUGGCGGUAGUCGAUCACAUGUGGAUCGAUCACGAGAAACAGAUGAUCUGGCCUGGGAUGCACGUCUACGAUGUGGUUAUGCAGAAAUACGGAGGUGUUGGCGCGAGUAAGACGGGAAAUAAGUGCACAAAUCAGAUGGCCUUAAAGGGAGAAUUCGUGGGAGGAACGAAGGGAGAGGCAACUCUCGUCGGAGUCGGCCAACUCGGUCGAGUUCCUCCGAGUUCCCUCCGAGAUUCGAAGACGAUGAAUAUUUUCCAAUAUUUCUUACCGACCCGAAAUAGAAAACGAAAAGAAAAAAAAAAAAGAAAAAAAAAUGAAAAACAAAAAAAAAGAAGCGGCGGCAAAAGAUUCGAAAUGGGAAUCUUAUCGGGGUGAAUGUUCGACCGCGUGAAAAUAUUUCGUACAGAGUUCGUUUAAAAUUAAACGGUCCUCGCUCGUCAAAAUUCUUUCGAGGAGAGGAGCGUGUGUUCACCUUAUCGAGUAACAUCCGUAACAUCCUUCCUUGAAGAAGAAGGAAAGAGGAAAGGAUGUUCCGAAAAAAAGGAUAAAAGUAGUGAAAGUGGAAGUGGCGGGAAAGGGAGAAGGAAGAAGGUAACGGGGAGAGGUGAACAGGGGGUCGUCGCGACGCUCGACGCUACGACGAAACGAGGGGAUUGAUAUAAUCUCAGGAACUGAAAAGACAAGGCGCGCGCCGAAGGGAGACCCCGGCAGGAUGCCUCGGGCUUCCUUUAUCCGGAUUUGUCGGAGCACUAAGUGGAAUUAUUCGAGGAAUUGGAGGGCCUGACCUCGACUUUUUGGGUCUCGUGACUUUUUUUCGCGAGACAGAGAGAGAGAGAGAGAGAGUGUAUGUAUGUAUGUAUGUGUGUGUGUGUGUGUGUAUACGAGAGGAAUUGGACAGCUGAUCAAGCGAAACUCCGCAGGCCGAGCACGGAGAGGAGCCUGCUGAUGCCAGAAUCGGUGAAUCUGAAGUUCUCGUCGGUAUAAUCGCGUGUGUUCUUUUAGCUACGAGAGACGAGAGAGAAGAGUGUGCGAGAGAGAAAGACAUGGGGAGUGGAACGAGUGAGAGAGGAUGCUUGCUAAGAACGAUAUAUCUUUGUGAAUCGUACGAGGAAAUGUUGGAAAUUGUGUGAGGGAUCCAUCCUGGGUUAUUUUUUUCGUUUCCUCGUGGAGGGUGCUUACGGUUCCUGUUCAAUUUUCGUGAGUUUGUUGUGACACGUCUGUUGUUAUGUAUAUAUACGUAUAUACGUUUUCGCGUUUGUUUGUUUGUUUGUUUGUUUGUUUGUUUUUGUAAUUCUAGUAUACGAAAGUGUUUAACGUGUUAAAUUGUUCGUUAUCGAAGUUCGAUGGACAAGUGGACGAGUUAAUUUAUCGUUGAAAGAGGAAUGUCGCGAUAUUUUUCUGCACGGAAUCAUAACAAUUACGAAGUGAGCGUAGAUUUAUCAAUCUAUUUAUCUUUACUUUAAUUUCCUUCGCAGGUGGAUUAACAGGUUACGAAACGGAUAUCGUCGACUUUGAUGAUUCGUGUGAACCCCAGUUAGGGAUGCAAUUUAUUUUUCUUUUUUAUCGAAUUAAAUUUUAAAUCAUCGACAUAAUUCGUCACACAACGCGGAGUCGGUUCGAAUAUCUAAUUUACUUGAACACGGUGCUCACGAUCCUGCGUUAAUUAAUACGAAACGUAAGAGAUUUUCGCGCGAAAAUGAUAUAACGAAAUUAAUUGGUAGACAAGUGGAAUUUCGAAUCGGCAAUUUUGAGAAUGUCGCGAAUGUUCUUGUGUUUCGAGUGUGCACCGUAUCCUCCCUGUUGACAAAUGCCUGUGUUUACGAGCGAGCAACGCUCCUCGCUGUUCCCCAUUGCCUCUCGAACAAUUAGCCUUGAUUACGGUUUCGUUCGAAUACCGGAACUAAGUUAGAUUUGACAAGAGUUGAUAACAAAAACGCUCGUCACCCGCGCGCCUAUUUAUUCUAAAAACGAUUUCUCGAUCGUAGCGGAUUUCGAGAAUCCGUUCAACGAUCAAGAUUCGUUAAUUUUGAAACUAUGGAAAUCAUCUGUGACGAUUUAAACGAAAAACGAAGAAAUAAUUUUUAUAAUUUUAAAAAACAGUUUUAAAUUUAAGUUUUAAAUUUAAUCCCGAUAUUAAGUAGUAGAUAGGCAGCAAUCGAUCGGACGUGGAAGUGACGAGGCAUUAACUCUUUGCAAAUUGUCAAAUUAAAAUUGAAAGUUGAACGACGACGUGAUAUCUUUCUUUAUCCCUAAUGUUUGAAUCUUUAAUUUGCAAUUUAAAAUGUGGAAUGUAUCUUUGGUCGGAAUCGUUGCUCGUUUGCAAAGAGUUAAUAUCAAUGAAAAGUGAGUUUCCACGUUUUAACAAAGAAUCUCAUAUUUUUUUUUUUUUUUUUCCUUUUGACGUAUUUAAGGAAUCUGAAACGAUUCCUCUUUCGAUUCCAUCAACGCACGAAUCUUUCUCCCUCGAUACGCUACUCCCUUUCGAGAUAUUCUUCAUUUUCCAUCCACGAAAAAUAUAUAUAUAUAAGAUAUGCGACGGAAGUGACGAUCGAUGCCGGAAACGGGAGACAGAUGAGUGGCGACACGUAAAAGGAAAGGCGAGGAAGUUGUAAGAACGAGGGAGAGGAGAACGAAGAAAAGGGGAUAGAAAAAGAAGAUGGGCCAGCCAUGAAAUGGGAGGAAACGCCCUUGACAAAAUUCGUGCGUCUUUGGAACGAUUCUAUCGAUCCUCGAAUCUCGAACGAAAGAGAAGAGAAAGAGAGAAAUGUUUCGCGUGUACGAGUAUAUUUGCGCGUGUGUGCGUGGAAAUGCGAAAAAUUGCAGGUAUGAAGAGAAGAAUGAGAGUGAGAGAGAGAGAACGAGAGAGAAAGAAGUUGGAAAGUCCUGUCGUUGAAAACUCUGGUGUCGAUUCGUCGACGAAUCCUCGAUUCCUUGGUCGAAAGAUCGGAAAUUUCGUUUCUCGAGCGAUGAAAGAUGAAAGAAAAAUCUUUGCCAUUUGUUGAAAAAUUGACGAUCGAGGAUUUUUCGAUGGAUCGACGAGGCAACGACGUCUUCGAGCGUCAUUUACAUACAGAAUUAAACGAAGGCGUGCACACGUAUACGCAUGUCUAACACGUAACAAGGAUGCGAGGGAAACAUGGUGGAAACACACACGAGGUACACACGUACACGAUUAUCAAUGUUUGGAAUGUUG
Apis laboriosa (Himalayan honeybee) is the source of this 7863-nucleotide messenger RNA. Its product is annotated as neuroligin-1-like. Gene Ontology annotation, biological process: modulation of chemical synaptic transmission; chemical synaptic transmission; presynaptic membrane assembly. The transcript has 8 exons. NCBI's taxonomy places the organism in Eukaryota, Metazoa, Arthropoda, Insecta, Hymenoptera, Apidae. The record is from RefSeq and is a predicted model, not a curated record. Bases 1434 to 4556 code for a protein of 1040 amino acids. Gene Ontology annotation, molecular function: neurexin family protein binding; signaling receptor activity. Gene Ontology annotation, cellular component: postsynaptic membrane; cell surface; synapse.